AUGAACAGAACAUCAUAUGUUAUCAAUGGAUGUGCCAAGGUACUCUCGGCAUCAUCGCGUAUUAGCACACGCAACAGCAACAUAUCAAAGAUUGGCAGGAUCAACACUAGUCAUCAUAAAUCAAUGACUCUAGUGUUCUCAAACUCUGAUUGCAACAACAACAAGAGAUCAUUUACCAACAACACUAUUGGCAUUCAAAGACCAAGCGAUGAUGUCAUCUCUAGUCUUGUCAACACUCCAAUCAUCUCUCAAAGAGGCACAUUGGUCUCUCACAAAAUAAGAUCUCUCACUGACUAUUCAAGUCCUUCAACAGGAACAAGAAGAUACUCAACACAACCACCAUCACAGCAACAACAACAACAACAACCACAACAACAACAGCAACAACAACAACAACAACCUACUCAAGAACAACCAGAUCAGAAUGAGGAUGACAAUGACAAGGUACCACCCAACUUGACAUUGCCACAAAAGUUCAAGUUCAUGGUCAAGAGGUACGGUAUACUGUUUAUCAUUGUACACUUUACAAUCUAUGGCAUCACGAUUGGAUCAUUCUAUUUGGCAUUGUCACAUGGCGUCGAUGUCACACCAAUCUUUGAAUACUUUGGCAUGGAGAAGUCUGAUACUAGCAAGGGUGUGGGCGUCUUUGCCGUGGCCUUUGCCCUGACCAAGCUCACUGGUCUGGUGCGUACCCCAUUCACCUUCCUCGUCGUUCCCUUCCUUGCUCGUUAUCUUCGCAAGAUUGGAUGGAUGAAGAAAUAA
This is a messenger RNA of Acytostelium subglobosum LB1, 762 nucleotides long. RefSeq lists its product as hypothetical. Gene Ontology annotation, cellular component: mitochondrion. Bases 1 to 762 code for a protein of 253 amino acids. NCBI's taxonomy places the organism in Eukaryota, Evosea, Eumycetozoa, Acytosteliales, Acytosteliaceae. The record is from RefSeq and is a predicted model, not a curated record. The transcript has a single exon.